CGCCUACCCUCGUUUAUUUAAAAUAUGUACUUUUCUUAGUUUAAGGAUAUUUAUGGGGAGGGUGUGAUUCAGGGCAAUAGGGAAAAUCACGUUGACGCUUUCAAAUUAACCUUGUGUUUUACGCUGAUUUACCGGAAGUGACGACUUGUUGUUACAUGUUCAUCACUAGUCAAAAUGAUUUUUGUGAUGCAUUAUUCACUGUCGUCUCGUAAAUUGCCUGGUUUCCAGAUGAGAACUAAUUUGUUCAACUCUGCAAAAUAAAGGGGUAGUGAAUGUGGUUGCGCCUAGAAACCUUUUUGGCGAACUACGUUGUUUUACGUUUGUGAAAAGUGCUACUCCCGCCAGAUUAGCUAAUAUCCAGGCGAACGCAUGUGUUUGCAUCAAGCUAUAAUGCCGCGAUAGCCGGGCAGUUAGCUGGUGAGCUAGAUACUAAUACCAGACAGCGAGCUGUUUGUCAGUCAGUCAUCUGCUAUCAUUGCUGUGUUGUGGUUUCUUGAAUGCAUGUUACCAGUAAUGUAGAACAGUGAAAGUACAUUAUGACAGUUAUAUGUCAGAUUUUGUUUAGCUAAUCAUUCGCUUUGCCGGAAUGUGAAGGCUGAUUGAACACAAUUGAACCUGUCGUGAAUGCUAACAGUCACAGGGGUGGAUUACACGCAGUAUAAGAAGACAAGAAUAACGUCAGAUUAUAGUCGAGCAUUUUAAUACCGAGGCAGUCGGUAAACAGAAUGACCAAGCCCGAGUUGAAGAGGAGCGGCAUGGCCCUGCUUACUGUUAAAUCCAGCUCUGCCGCGGAAGAUCAGGUCCACAAUGGGUCAGCCGACACACCGGUAUCUGGCAGUUCUCAAGGCCACACACUUGGACCGUCCACGCCGACUAAAUCAAAGUCAGGCAAACAAAUCUCCCGGGAAAGCCUUUCCAGACGAACAACAGAAUGUGAAGUGUUUGACGAUGGAACCAAUACUUUUUUCUGGAGAGCACACACUGUUACCGUACUGUUCAUUCUCACUUGCGCACUGGUCUAUGUUACGCUUUUGGAGGAGACCCCGCAGGACACUGCAUAUAACACUAAAAGAGGGAUUGUGGCUAGUAUCUUGGUGUUUCUCUGCUUUGGUGUGACACAAGCCAAAGAUGGCCCAUUUACCAGACCACAUCCAGCAUACUGGCGAUUCUGGCUUUGUGUCACCGUUGUCUACGAGCUUUUCCUUAUCUUCAUUCUGUUCCAGACUCUACACGAUGGUCGUCAGUUCAUGAAGUACAUCGACCCUAAACUUGGCGUAGCCCUUCCAGAAAGGGCCUAUGGUGGGAACUGUCUCCUCUAUGACCCUGGGAACACUACCGACCCCUUCCACAAUGUCUGGGACAAGUUGGACGGCUUCGUACCUGCUCACUUCCUCGGCUGGUAUAUAAAGACGCUGAUGAUCCGGGACUGGUGGAUGUGCAUGAUCAUUAGUGUCAUGUUUGAGUUCCUAGAAUACAGCUUGGAGCACCAGUUACCCAACUUCUCAGAGUGCUGGUGGGAUCAUUGGAUAAUGGACGUGAUAGUGUGCAAUGGCCUGGGCAUCUACUGUGGAAUGAAGACCCUGGGUUGGCUCUCCAUGAAACCAUACCAGUGGCAAGGACUGUGGAAUAUCCCAACAUACAAGGGGAAGAUCAAACGUAUAGCCUUCCAGUUUACGCCCUACAGCUGGGUGAAGUUUGAGUGGAAGCCAGCUUCCAACCUCCGCCGCUGGCUGGCUGUCCUGGGAAUCAUCUUUAUGUUCCUGCUGGCAGAACUCAACACGUUCUACCUGAAGUUUGUGUUGUGGAUGCCCCCGGAGCACUACCUGGUGCUGCUGCGACUCGUGUUCUUUGUCAACGUGGGGGGCGUGGCCAUGAGGGAGAUCUACGACUUCAUGGAUGACCCGAAGUUCCACAAAAAGCUCGGCCAGCAAGCUUGGCUGGUGGCAGCCAUCACCGUGACGGAGUUCCUUAUUGUGGUCAAAUACGACCCGAACACCAUCACCAUGCCCAUCCCCUUCAUCGUCACCCAGUGCUGGUUCCUUGGGAUCCUCCUCAUCCUCACCUGGACGCUGUGGAGGUUCUUCAUCCGGGACAUCACGCUCCGUUACAAAGAGACCCGCCGUCGCAAACAGGAAGUCACUGGGGAGCGGGAGCCGCGACCCCAUGGCAACGGUAGCACGGCAACUGCUACAGGUCGAAGCAAACUCAACGGCAGUUCUGAGUCUGUGCGACAAAGGAAGUCCUGAGUUUAAGGUGACGGGGAUAUUGGUCACCAUGUUGGUAGGGGAUGGGAGAAGGGACAAGGGACAGGGAAGGGACAGGGGAAAGAGAGUGGAGGUAGAACACCACAUCAACACUGCACAUGCACCUACUGAUAUGGGUGCCUUUGUAUGUGUGAGUUGGUGGAAUAGUUUUGUGCAAGUGUGUUCUCGUGCCUACCUGAACAGAGUCAUUCCAAUGCUGACUUUCUCCACUGUUAACGCUUGUCACAGAACCAAAAAAAAUAAACAUAAAGGCGGGAUUUUUGUUUGGGGGUGGUAGCUAACUAUCUCAUACAACAGGGAUUUACCUCAUUCUUAUUAUUAUUUUAGAAACACAAGCGGGGACCUAUAGUGGGAGAUGCCUUUUGUCGGCUAGCUGAGAUAUCCCCACAUAAGGCUCGGUUCUUCAUCAAAAGCUGUGCUGUCAAUGUAUCUAGCAGAAACUUGCCUAGCUAAUGAAUUAAUUGUCUUUCAAUACAUGACCUGCUGUAUUUAUAGGCAGGGAAACAGAUAUUGGGUAAAUAAGAGAGUUUUUGUAAAUGGUCAAGUUGCGUUUUAAUGUAUUUGAGAACUCUAUACAUGUAGAUAGGGAAAAAAAUACUGCAAGUGUACACAUGUUGUUCUACUUAACAAAAAAUGUACAAAUCUAGCAUACAUAUUUGUAGUAUGUUGCAAUGCACGUGGUAGAGAUUGAGGACAAUCUCGCUCAUACUAUGCUUGGAUCUGCUCUAAGAGAGCACCUUGAAUCACAAAUGGAAGAAAUCUGAAACUGAUUUGUCUUGGUUUUUGCAAUUCAAACAAACACAGAAGUCACACGACACCUUUAACCAGAUUUAUUGGAUCAAGUCAAACAAGUACAGGAAUAAUACAGUGAAAUACUUAGACUAAUAAUUUGUCAAUCUGUCAAUCAACAACAGCCAUAUUUGGUUACAGACAGCCUUAAAAACACAUGCUCCACAUUGGCUCCGUAUUUUGAAUUUUGGUUCUUUAUUAACACUUGCAAACGAAAAAGGGAAAAA
Messenger RNA from Hypomesus transpacificus, 3280 nucleotides. RefSeq names its product phosphatidylserine synthase 2 (gene ptdss2). The coding region runs from base 726 to 2246 and encodes 506 amino acids. The record is from RefSeq and is a predicted model, not a curated record. Lineage: Eukaryota; Metazoa; Chordata; Actinopteri; Osmeriformes; Osmeridae. The transcript is spliced from 13 exons. Gene Ontology annotation, molecular function: L-serine-phosphatidylethanolamine phosphatidyltransferase activity. Gene Ontology annotation, biological process: phosphatidylserine biosynthetic process.